Messenger RNA from Triticum aestivum (bread wheat), 1420 nucleotides. RefSeq lists its product as uncharacterized. The coding region runs from base 43 to 1272 and encodes 409 amino acids. The record is from RefSeq and is a predicted model, not a curated record. Lineage: Eukaryota; Viridiplantae; Streptophyta; Magnoliopsida; Poales; Poaceae. Gene Ontology annotation, molecular function: protein binding. The transcript is spliced from 2 exons.
UCACCGCUAGGCGCUAGCUAGGUCUUGGCGGCGGCGGCGGCAAUGAAGGAUGCCAUCGGAACGGCCUGCCGCCGCCGAAGCAUGCGCCUCCGUCAACAAGCCCACGCGAAUGAGUUGGGCGCCAGAGUGGGCCGCAGCUGCAGCGCGCUCCUCCGUCCCCAUGUCCACGCGAGUGAGGUGGGAGCCGGAGCGGUCCACCGUCGUCGCGACAGCUUCCGGGCCACGCCGCUUGAAGACGACGAUCUCCUGAGGGAGAUCCUCCUCCGUCUGCCUCCGGAGCCCUCCUCGCUCUUCCAGGCCUCCGCCGUCUGCAAGCAGUGGCGAUGUGCCGCCGUGGACCCCAAGUUCCACCGCCGGUUCUGCGCACACCACCAGAAGCCGCCCCUUCUCGGUUUCUUCACGAUCAUGUUCGGUUCUAUCGAGUUCACCCCCGCCCUGGACCGUCCCGACCGCAUCGCUACUCACAUCGGCAACGUCCGAACCCACGAGUUGCUUGAUUGCCGCCACGGUCUCCUCCUUCACACGGACCAGCUAGGGGAUGAGGUUAUAGUGACAAACCUCAUCACCGGAGCUGCUCGCCGCCUUCCCUUUCCACCAGACUACAAAAGCAGAAAUUAUUGCAUCAACGCGGCUGUGCUCUGCACUGCCAGCGACCGUAACCACGUGCACGGAAGCUGUCACUGGAACCCCUUCAAGGUGGUGUUGAUCUCCGAACACGUAGAGGCUUAUCGCGUCAUGGCAUGUGUUUACUCCUCCGAGACUGCCAAAUGGAGUGAUAGCAUCUCCACAAUCGUUUCAUGCGAUCUUGAGGGUUUUCGUGUUUUUGGGUCGCUUGUUGGUAAUGCACUUUACUGGCUAGAGAAUUCUGUAAGCGAUCACAUACUUGAGUAUGAUUUGGAUGAGCAGAGCCUAAUUGUGUUCAAUGGGCCUCCUGUUACAAAUGAUUUCCGUCAUGGCAGCCAUUGGAUCAUCCAGGCUGAGGAUGGCGUUGUUGGCAUGGCCAUAUUGUCUUACCCUCGCUUCCAAAUGUGGCAGAUGAAUGUCAAUUGCAAUGGUGUUGCCACAUGGGUGAUGUGGAAGAUCAUGGACAUGCAUAACAUUCUUAGGCUCCCUCCUUGGAUUGAAGGAAAGAGGGCAUAUGUGGGACAUAUAGUGGGAUGCAUUGAGGAUACUGAUGGAAUACUUUUAUCUGUGGAUGACAUUGUCUAUAUGGUUCAACUGAAAUCAAUGCAGUCUAUGAAACUUUGUCAAGACUGUAGGUAUAGUUACUAGCAUUCUUUCAAGAGUUUCUAUCUACCAGGCACAUCCAUUGAUGGUGCAUGUGAUGGAGCUGAAAUUUUGCACAAUAUAUAGGAAGGCGGUCUGAUUUGAUAUGCUAAUGUGCUGAAAUAGUUCGACGGGUAAUAAAAUCUUCUGGAUA